AUGGAAAAAUCUACAAGGUGGCUGAAGGGCUUCCUUGGGUUGAAGAAAGACAAGGAAAAUGUGGAGAAUAAUUCAAAUUACAGUGAAAAGAAAGAGAAGAGAAGGUGGAGCUUUGUUAAGUCCGCUCAGGCUGAGGUGGCUAUUGUGAUACUCACUAGCCAUGGCAAAGGAGGUUUUGACUGGAGCUUCAUGGCUGAAGAUUACAAGUUUUCGACCACACAGAGCACUCCUAGAUUCGUGACUUGUGGACAGGCCAAUAGUCUGGUUACACCAACCAAGAGUGUAUUUGGGGAUGGCUUCUUCAGGCAAUACUCCAAAUAUCCCAACUAUAUGUCAAACACUCAGUCAUUCAGGGCAAAGCUAAGGUCUCUCAGUGACCCAAAAAAUGACCCGACUCCGUCCCUAAGAAGCGGCUUUCGCUAA
Messenger RNA from Fraxinus pennsylvanica, 423 nucleotides. Lineage: Eukaryota; Viridiplantae; Streptophyta; Magnoliopsida; Lamiales; Oleaceae. The record is from the annotation of a GenBank genome assembly.